UCCCCCCCCGCGGGCUGAGGUGGUGCCGCCCGCCCCCCACGUGACCGGGUGUUGCCGCGUCGCCUGGCAACGGGGACAUGGCGGAGCCGGCACAGGACAGCCGCAGCACCAUGGAGGAGCCCCCCGAGGCCGCAGCGGAAGGCUCCGCUGAACGGGAUGCGAUCCGAGUUCCCUCACAUCUUGCUAUGGAGGAAGAAUCUCCAGGGACUUUCUCAGACAAAAUGGCAUUAGACAGUUGCACUCCUGAACUGGGUGACAUGGAGCAGCCAGUAAGGGGCAGAGGAAACCCUUCCCCUCCUUCAGGGGCUCCUCCACAGGAAUCUGGGUGGUCACAGGAGUUGAGCAGCUGCACAGAGUCAGGGUCUGCCUUUGAGCAAUUCAGUCACCUUACUGCUGGUGAGCAAAGAUGGAAAAAGAAAUGGCAGCAGCGUGGAGCUGAGGAAGAUGAAAAAAGCAGAAGAGAAGAAACCACAGAAGAGAGAGAACUGGUUGUCUUGGAUCCAGAGCAUCCUCUGAUGAGAAGAUUUCAGGCUGCCCUGAAGAAUUACCUUACUAAGCAGAUGGAAAAAGUGACCCUAGAUCUUCGGGAGCUGAGGACAGCAACAAAGAAGGGCAAAGCAGAGAGGGAAGAGCUCGGGGUGAUCCUGUAUGGAGCACAGCAGCAGCUGGCCAGGCUGCAGGUGGAGCUGGAGAAAAGCCAUGACCUCCAUGCUCAGAUGGCCACAGCACGUCAGCAGCUGGAGGAGGAACUGAAGGGCCUCAGGCUCACUCACAAGAAAAUGUGUCAGAACACAGAUGAUGAACGCAAGAAAGUUUCUGCAAUGCAAACCCAGAUUGAAAACUUGGCCUUGCAUCUCUUCUACAUGCAGAAUAUGGACCAGGAUAUGCAGCAUAAUAUUUUACUGAUGAAACGGUCAACAAAGAAGGCUGAGGCAGAGAAGUUCCAGGCUGAGAUGGAAAAGAAAAAACAGGAUCUUCUUGUAGAGCGUUUAACAAGGAAAUCCUAUGAACUGCAAGAGCAGAUUGCACUGUUUGAAGCUCAGCUUGUGGCCCAAGCAGAGGACACAAAAGCAACUCGGCAAGCAGUAAAUGAGGCUUGUAUGGAGAUCCAGGCUAUUAACAUGGAGAAGAAACGAUUGAUGGGCCACUGGAAUAGCAGCUUGGCUGGAAUGAAGCAAAGAGAUGAGGCCUAUAUUGCUGCACAGGAGUUGCUGAGCAAGUACAGAGAUGACCUCAAGUCCCUAGAAAUGGACAUCCAUGGCUGUAGGAAGUCAAUCAGGAAGGAGGAGGAGAAGAAUGAGUUGCUUGUCUCCACUCUGAACCGUUCACAGAAUGAUGCCAACACCACCAAGAAGCUGAUUGCCCAGUGCCUUUCAAAGCAGGAGGCCUUGAAGGUUGAAUGUGUCACCUAUGUUCGUGUUCUCCAGGAGACAGAGCAGGCCCUAAACAGGACCAAGAUGGACCAAGCUGCUCAUCUGAAUGAGUUGCUGUCCAUCAGCAAGGACAUUGAGAAAGAGACUGAUGCCAAAGAGCAGAUGGAGAAUGAAAUCAUGGCAAAGCUUCAGGACCAGAUGAUGUCCAGCAAAGCCAUAAAACACUUCUCACAGCUGGCUGCAAAGCUUCGAAGGAGAAUAACAGAUCUGGAGCUGCAUUUCUCCAAAGUUGAGAAUGAUACUGCUCAGGUUAUUCUGAAUGCAACUCAUACCACCUGCAGGCUGACAGUUCUCCAAAAAACACUUUGUGAGCUGGACAAGGAAGUAAAGGAUGUCCAUGAUCUGAUCAAGCACAGUGAGAGUGAAAUUGCAAAGUACAAUGUCCAGAUUGAGAACAAGCAAGUGGUCAUCAGCCAGUACAACAAGAGGUUGGAGACUCUUCUUUCCCAGCAGGGGGGGCAAGAACUGGGACCACUGGAAAUUGAGAUCAAGAGGCUGACCAAGCAGAUAGAAGAAUGUAAUUCCGAGGUGAUGACGCUGCAGAAGUACUGGCUCAGUCUGCAGAAAGAGCUGGUGAAGCUAACACACGAGCGGGAGGAACAGAUCUCCUCCUUGGACAUGUUGAAGAAACAACUCACAAUAAUGCAGCAGAAGAAAGUGCGAACGGAGAAUGAAAUUCAGCAGGAAACAAAAGAACAGAAAGAGACUGAACGUCACAUGAGGAACAUGUCAAAUGACUUGAUAAGGCUGAAUGUGUUGAUCAACAAGAAUAACAGCAGCUUCGAGGAGCUGCAGUGUGGCAACAUUAUCACAGAAAAUGAGUUUUUACGCUCCCUCAAGGCAGCAGAAAAAGAAUCAAUUGAGAUGCAGGAGAAGCACAGUCAAUUGACUGAGGAGAAAGAAAGACUCCUGAACAGCCUGCUGGAAGCAGAGCACCAGAUCAUGCUCUGGGAGAAGAAGAUCCAGCUGACAAAGGAGAUGCGUGCGGCAGUGGACUUUGAGACAGGACAAGGUGAAAUCCGAGCCAUGAGGAUGGAGAUUCAUAGGAUGCAAAUUCGCUAUGGGCAGCUGAUGAAGCAGCAGGAGAAGAUGAUUCGUGAUAUGGAGGCAUCUGUUGCUCGUAGGGAGACAAUAACAAUUCGUGGAGAGGGUCAGAACAAAACAGAUAAGAAACGUGUCACCAAGAGUGACUGCCACCGCAAGAUAGAGGAGCUGAGAAAGAAGAUCAGUGAAACCCAGCAGAAUGCUCAAGACUGCAACAAAACCAUCUUGGAGCUGGAGAGCACCCAGGCCUCCCUUAGUGCCUCUGUCUUGGAGAAGCAGCGAGAACUGCAUGAGCUGCAGGUUGAGAAUGAUGGCCUCGAUUCUGACAUGGAAUGUCUUCAGAACAAGAAGCGAUGGAACCUUUUGGAGAUUGUGGCCCACCAGACACGCCAGAAGCACCUGCAGGCACUGAAGGAGGGGAAGUACACUUCCCUCUGCCGCACAGAGCAGGCCUGGAGAGCCGAGCUGCAGAAGCUGCAGGACCGGCUCCGUGCUGUUAACACCGUUGUCCACCAGAUCCAGCAGGAACAUCCUCAGCACCAAAGGAUUCUCCAGUGGCUCAGCCAGUGCUUGGAAUCCAGGCUUGGCUCGCAGGAAGCCUGACAGAGAUGUGGACAAAACACAUAAACCCAACAGUCCUUGUUCUUCUAGAGGCUGCAGGCUUUGUAAAUGAAUAAAUAU
This is a messenger RNA of Calypte anna (Anna's hummingbird), 3158 nucleotides long. RefSeq names its product coiled-coil domain containing 40 (gene CCDC40). The record is from RefSeq and is a predicted model, not a curated record. Gene Ontology annotation, biological process: heart looping; epithelial cilium movement involved in determination of left/right asymmetry; axoneme assembly. Gene Ontology annotation, cellular component: cytoplasm; cilium. Bases 78 to 3080 code for a protein of 1000 amino acids. The transcript has 19 exons. NCBI's taxonomy places the organism in Eukaryota, Metazoa, Chordata, Aves, Apodiformes, Trochilidae.